Messenger RNA from Diorhabda carinulata, 663 nucleotides. RefSeq names its product protein SREK1IP1-like. NCBI's taxonomy places the organism in Eukaryota, Metazoa, Arthropoda, Insecta, Coleoptera, Chrysomelidae. Gene Ontology annotation, molecular function: zinc ion binding; nucleic acid binding. The coding region runs from base 62 to 496 and encodes 144 amino acids. The record is from RefSeq and is a predicted model, not a curated record. The transcript has a single exon.
UGUACUUAACCAAGUUUAUCGAAUAUUUUUGAAUUGAAAUUUCUUAAUUUUAAUAUACGUAAUGAAUGAAUACGGUUCUAGAUUAUUACCACCUGCUAAAGAAACUAGUACUCGUGCUGCGUGUAAAAAAUGUGGCUACGCUGGUCAUUUAACAUAUCAGUGUCGAAAUUUUAUCAAAGUAGACCCAAAUAAGGAAAUAGUUUUGGAUGUAAGUAGCACUAGUAGUGAAUCAGACAUGGAUUACUUGACUCCCCUUACAGAACUUAGAGAGAAAGAAUUGAAGGAGAAAUUAAAAAAUACUAAAAAGAAAAAGAAACACAAGAAAAAAAGUAAAAAAAGAAAAAAUUAUACAUCGAGUGACGACGAGGAGGAAGAUGUUUCUAGUAGCAGCGAUGUUGACAAGAAAAAGAAGAGACAUAAACUCAAAAAAGAGAAGAAGCACAAAAAGAUUAAGAAGAAAGAAAAAGACACUGAUUCCGAAUCUAAUAGUGAUUAGAUAAAUUGUGAUUGUUUUAGAUGUAUUUUUUUAUCAUAAACGUAAUUUUAAUAAUAGUGAAUUAAUUAAAAUCUGUUUGGUUUUUAAAAUAGGUAAUUUUGCCCAAAUUUCCAUCAACAGUUGUCUUCAUAUGCUAUUAAAUGUGCUUAAUAAACUAUUUUAAUAAU